This is a messenger RNA of Triplophysa rosa, 2994 nucleotides long. RefSeq names its product heterogeneous nuclear ribonucleoprotein A3 (gene hnrnpa3). Gene Ontology annotation, molecular function: RNA binding. The record is from RefSeq and is a predicted model, not a curated record. Lineage: Eukaryota; Metazoa; Chordata; Actinopteri; Cypriniformes; Nemacheilidae. The coding region runs from base 100 to 1113 and encodes 337 amino acids. The transcript has 11 exons.
AUGAAAUAAUGCACGUGUCCGGCAGCGCCUCCACUGGCCGAGGAGUGACAUCACAGCUCAUGCGGCGCGUGCAGAACGAGGGCGCGUAAACGCUGCAGCAUGGAGGGUCGUGACAGUAAGGAGCCUGAGCAGCUCAGGAAGCUGUUCAUCGGGGGUCUCAGCUUUGAGACCACAGAGGAAAGUUUACGCGCUCACUUUGAGCAAUGGGGCAAACUCACAGACUGUGUGGUAAUGAGAGAUCCAGGUAACAAACGCUCGCGAGGCUUCGGUUUCGUGACGUAUUCGUGUGUAGUCGAGGUGGACGCGGCGAUGGAAGCGCGGCCGCACAAAGUGGACGGUCGUGUGGUGGAGCCCAAACGGGCCGUUUCCAGAGAGGACUCAAAUAAACCCGGAGCUCAUCUGACGGUGAAGAAGAUAUUUGUGGGUGGAAUAAAGGAGGACACAGAGGAGUAUCACAUCAGAGAGUACUUUGAGCGCUAUGGAAAGAUCGAGACCAUCGAUAUAAUGGAGGAGCGCUCGACAGGGAAGAAGAGAGGCUUCUGCUUCGUCACCUUCGACGAUCACGAUACUGUGGAUAAAAUUGUUGCACAAAAAUAUCACACAAUCAACUCCCAUAACUGUGAAGUGAGAAAGGCUCUUCCAAAGCAGGAGAUGCAGGCCGUUUCUAACCAGAGGUAUCGUGGUGGAGGUGGGGGUAACUUCACGGGCAGAGGUGGAAACUUCGGAGGUGGCAACUUUGGCCGAGGAGGGUACGGAGGAGGAGGAGGCCGCGGCGGCUACGGAGGAGAUGGAUACAACGGAUUUGGUGGUAACUAUGGUGGCAGUCCUGGUUACGGAGGUGGCCGUGGGGGUUAUGGUGGAGGCCCUGGGUACGGUAACCAAGGCGGAGGAGGUUUUGGAGGAUAUGAUAACUACAACGACAGAGGAAACUUUGGAGGUAACUUCUGUGGUGGCGGAGAAGGAGGAGGGGGGAAUUACAAUGACUUUGGGAAUUAUGGAGGACAACAAUCCAAUUACGGGCCCAUGAAGGGAAAUAACUUUGGAGGAAGAAACUCUGGACCUUACGGAGGUGGAUAUGGGUCUGGUGGUGGAGGCGGCUCCAGGCGAUAUUAACCCGCGCGCUCGUCUCUGAUGGCAAAAGAAGCUCCUGAUCUACCGUAAGUGGCUGAAAAGCAUUUAUGACGCGUUUUCAGCGACGGUUCUGGAUGGGUAAGAUUAACAAAUGCUAAAUAUAUGGAUAAGUAUCCUCCCGCAUUCUCAUUGGAACUCAGAAAGGCCGGGAUCUAUUCAACUCAAAUGCCACCUGUGGUGACCAUAAAUGAAAUGAGGAAAUAACGGAAAUCAAUCACAUUUUACUGUACAGAAUAUAAUAGGAAAUCUGGGAGAAAAAAAUAGACACAUCGUUUUUAAAUAGUUGCAAAUCUUUUAUUUAAUUGGAUUUUAAGAAAAAAACAUUUUUGCUGAAUCUUUCAUUUAUUUUCAAUCACUUCACAGGAACUUUUAGGAAUGGUAAAACCGCCCAACGUUUGCUAUUCAUAUCAUUGAUUAAAACUCCAGAAAGCUCUUAAAAUAUUUUUAAUGGGAGAAUAUUUUUCAUUCAGGUAAAAAUACAAUCCAUAUAUACUCAAUUGGUAACUUUAUAAGAUCUUUAAAGGGAUAGUACAUGCAAAAAUGAAAAUUCUUUCAUCUUUUAAUCACCAUGUCAUUUCAAACUGCACAACACAAAAGAAUUUCGGUAACUAAACAACACUGAACCCCAUUGACUUCCAUUGUAUGAACACAAAACCACUGAGACAUUUCUUGCAAUAUCUUCUUUUGUGUUCUGCAUUAGAAAGAGCAACAUACAGGUUUAAACCAUAUGAGGGUAAAUAAAUGAUGACAGUUUUAAUUUUGAUGUGUUGAAUAAAGCACCGUUUCUCUCUCAGAACCCAUUGCUAAUGUAGUUGAAAAUGAAUGCGCUGCCAAAUCUUGCUCUUGUUUAAUAAAAGUCUUUUAAACCCCCGAGAGCGUUUUUAUUUUCUUCUGCCUUGUGUUUGUGCACAGUGCCGUUUCUUCACACUCGCGAUGUUUCCACCAAACUUUGUUCCCUUGACCCUGAAUGAAGGUCAGAAUCAUGGGUAAAUGUGUAAGAUUAGGUCACAUGGCCUCAUUGCUUACGUAAAGAACGGGUGGAGUCUCGACAAGAGUGAAAGCGUGGAAGUAAAUGCAGUGUUAAGACUUGAAUUGUGACAUUGGUACACAAGCAUCUUUCAAUGCCGACGCACAUAUAACCUGCUUUAAUCAGUCAUUGAGCUUAUCUGUACAGUAAAUGGAUCCUGCUUGGGGGCGUCUCUGAAUGGGUCGGCCCUGUUUGCUAGCGUGACUGCAGAUUGAAUGGAGAGGGUUUGGUGUGUUUAAAGGUGAAGCUGCCUGGCACUACAAACAGAUGCUGGUUCUCCUGAACUUUGGCCAACAGGGUUUAAUAAAGGCAUUUCUAACGUGGGCCGCAGCCAAACCCUCAGCUCGGUUGCAUAAUGCUGGGUUUGUUUGGUGGAGGAAAAAAUCUGUUGUUUAAGCACACUUGACAGAAAUGUUAUCAGGCUUUAAACCUCAUGAUUAUGUUCAAUCUUGCACAUUAGAGUAGAUGUGGAAUGUGGUAAAGUGCCAAAAUCUCUGUUUUAAACAAAAGCUACAACAGUUUAAGCGGCGUAUUUCUAGAUCCAGAUUAGUUUACCUCUACAAUCUACAUUCAUUUUACACCUCCAUGUGUUUGAACAAUUGUCUCAUGUUUUUCUGGUUUUCUCCUAUCGAUGUUUGGAUAAAUAUUUGAGACUAAGUUAAUACUUAAAUAAAACAUCAAAAUCAACUAAUGUUCGACAACCACAAAACUUUAGCUUCAGUUUGAAAACCACAUUGUUUUAACAUCUUAAACCCAACAAACGUGUUGUGAAAUGUAAAAAUGUUUGUUUAAAAUAAACUGGGGUGGUAAACCUAUGAUAUUUCACUGAACUGAUU